Messenger RNA from Penaeus monodon (black tiger shrimp), 3997 nucleotides. RefSeq names its product tubulin-specific chaperone D-like (gene TBCD). Gene Ontology annotation, cellular component: lateral plasma membrane. The record is from RefSeq and is a predicted model, not a curated record. Gene Ontology annotation, biological process: microtubule cytoskeleton organization; tubulin complex assembly; adherens junction assembly. Gene Ontology annotation, molecular function: beta-tubulin binding; GTPase activator activity. NCBI's taxonomy places the organism in Eukaryota, Metazoa, Arthropoda, Malacostraca, Decapoda, Penaeidae.
GACUCAGAGUCACGGUGAACAUAACGCCAGAAUCAAAACAAACACGAAAGGUGGAAUUCCGCUCAUUUCUUCAAGUUUUGCGUCUCCUGAGCUCUAGAAUACCUUUCUGCCGACCUGUACACCGAUAAUAUCGCUGAAAUAAAGCGAAGACUGCCGUAGUUAAGAAUCAUCGCCAAAGCAGCCAUGGCAGUCGAUGAAGAGAUGGAGAUGCAAGGGUCCAAGGAAGACACAGACGCAAUGGAGGAUAACAUGGGGCUCUCCUGCACUCUCGACAUGUUCCGUGAGCAUGACCAAGUGCAGCAGCUGAUCAACUCUAUUGACAAGGCAAUAGCAACACAGUUCACGGCAGAAAAGGCCUUUGAGGAGAUGAAGACCAUCUUAGAUCUAUACCAGGAACAACCUCACCUUCUGGACCCCCACUUGGAAGGGAUUCUGGGUCAACUGAUUAACAUCAUCCGAAGCCGUUCACAAGAUCAAGAGGUCCUGAGCCAGGCCUUCAAGUACCUGUGGCUUGUCACCAAAGUCAGGGGUUACAAAACAAUCAUUAAGAAGUUACCACAUGUCCAGGUGAAAGACUUGCUCCCGGUGCUGCAGCUGUUAGAGACCCCCGAGGGAAGCUCUGAUUUCUACACAAGCUAUGUCCUUCUGCUGUGGCUCUCCAUCAUAGUUUAUAUGCCCUUUAACAUGAUGGGGUUCGAUGCCACAACCAUGGAAACGAACCAGCACGCCAGCAAAACGGUCGUGGAAAGGAUCUUGUUAGUAAUCAAGACACAUUUGAAGUCCGCUCAAAAGUCACGGGAAAUGGCUGCCUAUUUAGCAUCACGUUUUAUAACCAGACCAGACUUGAGGGACAAAUACCUGCCUGAAUUUAUUACUUAUUGUUUUGAGGUGCUGGACAUUGAUGCCGAAUCUGAGUUGCAUUCAGUCUUUCACAAGCUGGGGGUGUUACGGGCUCUUGGGUUAAUCUUUAAGCAUGGAAAGAGAGAGGAGAUGCUACCGUACUCUAAGGAUGUAUUGCUGCGUCUUAUAGCCACAAAGGAAAUAAGCAGCAGCGACACCCCUGUAAGGAAGUUGUCGAUUAAGCUCAUUCAGCGCAUUGGCCUGACUUUCCUGAAGCCAAAGAUUGCGUCUUGGAGAUACCAGCGGGGGAGCAGAAGCCUCUCCAUCAACAUCAAAGGUGUCUCUACGGAGGAUGGCAAUUAUAGAUAGCUUAUUGCAGGGGCUCAAGGAUAAAGACACUAUUGUAAGGUGGUCCGCAGCAAAGGGCAUAGGACGUGUGACGGGCCGUUUGCCGCAGGAGUUCGGCGACGAGGUAGUGGGGGCCAUCCUGGAGCUCUUUUCAACGCGAGAGUCGGACAAAGCCUGGCAUGGGGGCUGCUUGGCUCUGGCUGAAUUAGCUCGGAGAGGUCUGCUGCUUCCAGAGAGACUUUCAGCCGUUGCACCUGUUCUUGAGAAAGCUCUUGUCUAUGAUGAGCUCAGAGGACAGUAUUCAGUCGGAUCAAAUAUCAGAGAUGCAGCGUGUUACCUGUGUUGGGCCUUUGCUAGAGCCUAUCACCCUGACCAGAUGACUCCUUACGUCAAUAAGCUUGCUGUUGGCCUCCUCAUUGUUGCCUUGUUUGACAGAGAGAUUCCAUGCAGGCGAGCAGGAUCAGCAGCCUUCCAAGAGCACGUAGGCCGGCAAGGCACCUUCCCCCACGGCAUUGAGAUCCUCACCACUGUUGACUACUUUGCAGUUGGCAACAGGACGAACGCCUUCCUCAACCUCAGCGUCGAGGUUGGCCAAUAUCCCAGUACACACAAGCAGAUCUCAUUGAAUCAGUUGAUUGGAGAAAAAGUUCAAUCAAUUUGGAUUCUAAUCAUGGAAUUUCUGCAUCAAGUUAUGUUUUUGCGUUUGCAGCUUUCGAUACCUUCACAUCAUUACUCUUGUACAAUCAUUGAUAUAAUCAUUGUGAUCUUUAGCACCUGCAUAUUUCACGCAUUUAAAUUCUUUAAAUUUCAUUCCUUUAAGGCCCUCCAUAACCUGACUGCCCUCGACCCUGAGUACAUGAGUAAGACCAUCCUGCCACAGCUCCUGACCCAGACCACAGGCAACAUCCUUGUGACCCGACAUGGAGCAAUCCUUGCUGUGGCCCAAAUUGUUCAUGGUCUCUCACUUGCGGCUAAAAAGGAAGGGAAGCUCGUUCAGGAUGUAAUUGGAAAUGAUGUUCUAAGUGGGAUCCGCAACAUCGUACCUACGCUGGACGACAGAAAGCUAUACCGAGGCAUGGGGGGAGAGUACAUGAGACAGGCAACUGCAGUACUCAUUGAGAAGUGUUCCCUUUCUGCCUUUCCCUUCCACGGCGAGGAAAUUUUGCAGAAGUGGCACCUCUUGCUAGAAGAUUGCAUUGUCUACGUAGAUGAGAACAUCCGCACAGCCGCCCUGGAAGCACUGCCUUCCUUCUGGUCAGAGUACUUUAGACCCACAACAGAGGAGAGUAGCAAGUGGAGGGACACACUCAUAGCUAGAUAUACAAGCGGACUGAUCACCGAGAAAGAGACUCAAAGUUUGGGCUUUGCAUCUGCCCUUGGUUGUCUCCCACACCCAAUGAUCACAGGAAAGUUUGAUGUAGUAUUGUCAGCUCUCAUUGGAGCAACAGAAAUAACACCAAACACAGCAUCUUGGGCACGGACGAGAAAGGAGGCCAUCUGUUCAGUGCUACGUCUGGUAGAUACAGUGGGAAUCAAGACAGAUGGAAAAGCAUGUGAUUUGGUCUGCAAAGCAAACCUUAUGCAAAUCUAUCAGGCAUUGGUGAAGAGUUUAGAUGAUUACACAAUGGACAGGAGAGGAGACAUUGGUGCCUGGGUUAGAGAGGCUGCCCUUAUUUCUUUACAGACACUGACGGCAAAGGUAGUGGGGGUAGAUCCAAGCCUGUUGACUGAAGACGUUGUUGGGGAAAUGAUGUCCCGUGUCUGUCAGCAAGCAGUCGAGAGAAUAGACAGAACAAGAAAGGUGGCCGGAACUGCCUUUGCUGCACUCCUGUAUAGCACCCCCAAGGUCCCCCACAUUCCAAACACCGAGCAACUGGAGGCCAUCUUCCCCAAAGACGUGUGUGAUAAGAUGAACUGGGCAUCAGAGAGCAGCACCUUCGGCCUCUUCAUCCAGCUGCUGGACCUCCCAGCCUAUAGGAGUCGGGUGCUGCUGGGGGUAACUUACUCUGCUGGUGGAAUCUCAGCAAAUCUUUCUCGCUACACAAGUGAGGCCUUGCACACGUACCUGAAUGCUCGAGCCACCAAAAAGGACCAGCUGGCAUGCUUCAUGGAGACACUGCUGCAGCUCUUUGCCAGCUAUCAGAAGGUUGACCGCAUUACCCUGCCCCUCAUCAAAACCAUAGGGGACUUGCUGAGCUCUUCUGCCGUCCUGGACGUGGUGUUAGAGGAAGACAAUGCAUUCACAUCCCGCCUCAUCACACUGCUGAAGAAGGAGUGCCUUAGAUCAACUGAUUAUCACAAGAUAGCAGCCGUCAUAGCUGUCCUCUGUGAAUUAUUGAGGACUGAAGGGGCAUCUGCCAAAGCAUGCCUCACUCAGCUCUCUCUCUUCCUUGGGUAUCAGUACCCCAAAGUGCGUGCUGUGACAGCAACAAGUUUCUUGACAGCACUACAGGACUAUAGUGACAGAGACAUUGUACCAGAGGAACACCUUGAAGAGAUCACCAAUAUCCUUGAAGAUACAGAGUGGAUGGACAACAUGGAGGAGGCCAGAAAACAGCGCAACAACCUGUGUAGCCUAAUAGGGAUAGCAGCACCUCAACCCAAGAAGAAAUAGCCUUGUAUGGAUAUAUGGGGUCUAUCGGAGUGUCCCUUUAGCACUGGUCGCACUUAAAUUGUUCAUCUUCGCAUUCUUUCAGUGCAGUUUUAGGGAAGGCAGUACAGUUAGAAUUCACCUAGGUAUUAGCACACUGUGCAGGGAGUUGUCACAUGCAUGCUCAUUUGUACUUGGAGAGAUGGUACUCUGAUCAUU